AUGGCUGCUGGAGGGAUUGGUCCCAACAAUGGUGAUCCUACAAAGAAUUACCCUGGAGAAAUCACUUUCUAUGUGUUGGUAACUUGCAUUGUCGCUGCCAUGGGGGGUUUGAUUUUUGGUUACGAUAUUGGUAUCUCAGGUGGUGUGACAUCCAUGGAUACCUUCUUGCAAAAGUUUUUCCCUUCGGUUUAUCAUAAGGAGGCCUUAGAUAAAUCAACCAAUCAGUACUGUAAAUUUGACAGUGUGACACUGACCAUGUUUACAUCUUCUCUAUACUUGGCUGCACUUUUGGCAUCGUUUGGUGCAUCAUGGGUGACCAAGAAGUUGGGUAGGAAAAUAUCCAUGCUCACUGGUGGUUUGGUUUUCUUGGUCGGAGCUAUCAUCAAUGCUGCUGCUCAAAAUAUUGCCAUGCUUAUCAUUGGUCGAAUUUUAUUGGGUAUUGGUGUUGGCUUUGCUAAUCAGGCUGUACCACUUUACCUCUCAGAGAUGGCUCCAUACAAACUUCGAGGUUCUCUCAACGUUAUCUUCCAACUAUGUAUUACAGUAGGCAUUUUGAUGGCCAAUGUUGUUAACUACCUCACACCCAAGAUCAAAGGUGGCUAUGGAUGGCGUGUUAGUCUAGGUGGUGCAGCUAUUCCUGCCCUCUUCAUUGUGGUCUCAUCAUUUUUCCUCCCCAACACCCCAAACUCAAUGCUCGAGAAGAAUGAACCCGAAAAAGCCCGAGCAAUACUCAAGCGAAUUCGUGGUGUUUCUGAUAAGGAAAUUGAGGCCGAGUUCGAGGAUCUUGUGGCAGCAAGUGAAGCCUCCAAAGCUGUUGAACACCCUUGGAGAAACAUCCGGAAUAGAAAGUAUAGGCCUCAAUUGAUUAUGUCCAUGGCUAUUCCAUUUUUCCAACAAUUUACAGGCAUCAAUGUUAUCAUGUUCUAUGCUCCUCAGCUUUUCAAAACAAUUGGGUUUGGGGAUAAUGCUUCUCUCUUAUCCGCACUUAUCACUGGUGGAAUAAAUUGUUUUGCUACAUUGGUCUCCAUGUAUGGUACUGAUAAAUGGGGUAGAAGAUUUCUUUUCCUAGAGGGUGGAAUUCAAAUGCUCAUAUUUCAGGUUUUGGUGACAGUCUUCAUUGGAUGGAAAUUUGGAGUAUCAGGUCAAGUGAUUGACUUGCCGAAGUGGUACGCUGGCCUUGUUGUGUUCUUCAUCUGUGCCUAUGUAGCUGCUUUUGCGUGGUCUUGGGGGCCAUUAGGAUGGUUAGUGCCAAGUGAGAUUUUUCCACUAGAGAUUCGAUCGGCUGCACAGAGUAUCACUGUCUGUGUGAACAUGCUUUUCACAUUCAUUGUGGCCCAACUAUUCCUUACCAUGCUCUGUCACUUGAAGUUUGGCUUGUUCAUCCUCUUUGCUUUUUUCGUGGUACUCAUGACCCUCUUUGUCUAUUUCUUCUUGCCGGAGACCAAGAACAUUCCCAUUGAGGAAAUGACAAGUGUGUGGAAGGAGCAUUGGUUUUGGAGGAGAUUCAUGCCUGAAGAUCAACAACCCCAAGUUUAAACCUUGUGCUAGCAUAUAUUUUUUAUCGGUCUAUUAAUUACUUUGGUUUUUAAUUUCGCUUUAGUAUCAUACUGGAACCCCUUCACUAUUUUGUA
Messenger RNA from Quercus robur (English oak), 1631 nucleotides. RefSeq names its product sugar carrier protein C-like. Gene Ontology annotation, cellular component: membrane. Bases 1 to 1536 code for a protein of 511 amino acids. Gene Ontology annotation, molecular function: RNA-DNA hybrid ribonuclease activity; nucleic acid binding; monosaccharide transmembrane transporter activity. Gene Ontology annotation, biological process: monosaccharide transmembrane transport. The record is from RefSeq and is a predicted model, not a curated record. NCBI's taxonomy places the organism in Eukaryota, Viridiplantae, Streptophyta, Magnoliopsida, Fagales, Fagaceae. The transcript is spliced from 4 exons.